Molecule: messenger RNA, 1152 nt
Organism: Chanos chanos (milkfish)
Lineage: Eukaryota; Metazoa; Chordata; Actinopteri; Gonorynchiformes; Chanidae
Product: olfactory receptor 52E8-like
Exons: 2
Coding region: 1-1152 (383 amino acids)
Biological process (GO): detection of chemical stimulus involved in sensory perception of smell; G protein-coupled receptor signaling pathway
Cellular component (GO): membrane
Molecular function (GO): odorant binding; G protein-coupled receptor activity; olfactory receptor activity
Source: RefSeq, a predicted model, not a curated record
AUGAAUGCUACUACGUUUGAAAUAAUUGUGGUUUUUACAGCUUAUCAAUCAAUUGGUUCAGCAAAAAAUGGGGUCACAGUUGUUAUUUUCUUAGGAUAUAUUGCCGCUGUUUUAGCAAGUAUUGUUUUGAUGUUUAUUAUUUACUCAGAAUCAAGUCUCCAUAAGCCAAUGUAUAUAUACUUAUUCAAUCUGGUAUGCGUUGGACUAACUGGGAGCACAUCAAUUUGGCCAAAAGUUAUGCUAAACCUUAUAAAUCAGGCACAGACAAGUUCGUAUGACAAUUGUCUUCUUCAAAUGUUUUUGAUCUAUGUCUAUGGUGCUGGCACCUUUGUGGUUCUAACAGUCAUGGCCUAUGAUAGGUAUGUGUCUAUCUGUAAACCUCUGCAGUAUCACACAAUCAUGACACAUUAUAGAGUUAAGCAACUGUUAGUAGUAAGCAAUCUUGUCCCAGUUUUCCUUGUGGCAGUUCAAGUAUUUCUGACCUCAAGAAUCCCUGUAUGCAAAUACUCUCUUCCUAGGCUAUUUUGUGACAAUCUUUCAGUUUCCAAUCUCUCAUGUGGAAAUAGCAGUAUACGAUUUUUAAGCAAUCUGUAUGGUAUUUUUGUUAUUGUGUCUUUAGUUGUGUUGCCUCUAUGUCUCAUUUUGCUGUCUUAUGCCAAAAUUAUCUCUGUAAGUCUCCGUGUGUCAAAAGAUGCAAAGAGGAAAGCAAUUAGUACAUGCACUCCUCAUCUAGUUGUAUUUAUAAACUUUUCUGCUGCAAGUCUUUUUACGGUCGUAUAUAAUAGAAUCAGUUCUUAUAUACCAAGUGAGAUGAAUAUAUUUGUGGCAUUUCAGAUAGUUUUAAUACCCCCACUCCUGCAUCCGGUAAUCUAUGGAAUUAGAACCAAAGAAAUCAGAAAGUGUUUUUCAAAGACAUUGAGAAGAAGAAUGUCUCCCUUUGCCAUUUUCCAUUUAAAUUCCAAAUUACAAAGCUUUGCGGUCAAGGGCGGUGCAGCUGCUGUACCAGGCCACGAUGCUGCCAGUUGGGAUAAUCUUGAUGGUACACCUGUAGAAAUUGGUGAGUGUCCUGGAGUCCAUGCUGAACCUCCUCAGUCACCGGAGGAAGAAGAGCCACUGUCUCGCUGCCUUCAUGACCACACCUGUGUGGUGUGA